Molecule: messenger RNA, 1755 nt
Organism: Pogonomyrmex barbatus (red harvester ant)
Lineage: Eukaryota; Metazoa; Arthropoda; Insecta; Hymenoptera; Formicidae
Product: putative cytochrome P450 12a5, mitochondrial
Molecular function (GO): iron ion binding; oxidoreductase activity, acting on paired donors, with incorporation or reduction of molecular oxygen; heme binding
Source: RefSeq, a predicted model, not a curated record
AAUUGUAUCAUAAUAUUAUCUAUAACUUCAUAUUUUUUUUUAGCUUCCUCUAUGACGCAAUCACAUGCGAUUCCAACAGUGAGUGCAACUGCAACGUCAACAAAAGCAAUGCCAUUAUUGGAAACGAUAAAUUCUGAGAUAACUGCGGAAAGUUUUAAAAUUCCUAUAUCAAAAGUUGAGCCACGUGCUAAUAUCGAAAAAGCAUCAUUACCGUUUGAGGAAAUUCCUGGCCCAAUGAUCCUGAAAUUAUGGGAAAAAUAUUGGAAAUACGUGCCACUCUUGGGUACGCAACUGUUUUGCAGUUUACUAAUCAGCAGGCUUACCCAGGGUCGAUUAUCAUGGAAUCGCAAUGUCACACCAAUUAAGUUCUUGUUUGAUGAAUAUGGAUGUAUCGUACGAAUUAACGGACCACUUGUGAAUGAUAUAGUUAUGAUUCACCGACCCGAGCAUAUAGCAGAAGUUUUUAAACAGGAAAGUAAAUUACCUAUUCGUAGUGGUAUUGAUAUCCUUCAACAUUACCGCCUUAAUCAUCACAAAUAUCGUUCCGCUGGAGCAUUUUCUCUGCAAAGUUCAGAAUGGUUAGAAGUAAAAAAGAAAGUUGAUCAACCGUUUCAUGAAAUUACUUCUGAUUAUAUUGAAAAACUGGAUUCAGUGUGUGACGAACUUAUUAACAGAAUUCAUAAUAUACGCAAUCGCCAAGAUGAGGUGCCUACGAAUUUUCAUCGAGAACUCACUGCGUGGGGUAUGGAAUGCUUCUAUGUGACAAUGUUUAACAAACACCUUGGUUUUCUUGAUUCUACGUCAAAAUCAACCUCCGAAGCCACAAAAAUUAUUAAUGCAUUAAUCACUGCUCAUACAUAUAUGAGUCGCUGCGAAACUGGAUUUCAGGUGUGGAGAUUCUUUGAAACUCCAUUUGCCAAAAAACUUUAUGCAGCUUGCGAUGUUCUUGAUGAAAUUAUUGGAAAAUAUAUUCGUCAAGCGCAGACUAAAUUGCAAACUUCAUCAAAACAAGAAAAAUCUACAAUUGAAAAAAGAAAUUUGUCAUUACUCGAAAAAAUGAUAAUUCAGCAUAUUGAUCCAAAUGACAUUUCUAUCCUCUUGAUGGACAUGAUUAUUCUAGGCGUUCAAGCUAUCAUUAAUUGCGAGGCGUUUCUACUUUAUUUUUUAGCAAAAAAUCCAAGAAUACAGAAACGAUUGUAUAACGAAAUAAUUUCUAUUUCACCUAAAAUAAAAUAUACUUUGACAAAAGAAAGCUUGGAAAAUAUGCCAUAUUUAAAGGCAUGCAUCAAGGAAAGUCUUCGAUUGCGACCAGCAUUUCCGUAUUUGACGAGAUUGUUGCCUUCGGCAAUUUCGUUACAUGGAUAUACAAUACCGAAAGGAACUUUCGUCAUAAUGGCAAAUCAAAUAACAUCACAACGUGAGGAACAUUUUGAAGAUCCUGAAAAAUAUCAACCAGAACGAUGGUUAAAUUUCGAUGAAUAUGCAUAUAAUAAUUAUCAAGAAUAUUCAUGUCUACCUUUUGGUUACGGUGUACGAUCUUGUUUAGGAAAAAGUAUGGCUGAAACACAGAUGAUGUUACUUACUGCAAAACUGGUACGAGAAUUCACAAUUGAGUACGAUUAUGCAGAAAUCCGAAGUCGAUUUCUUAUGAUAAAUGUACCAAACAGACCUUUACGUUUUCGAUUUGUGAAUAGAAGUUGAAAAAUAAGAAAAACUAUAGAAUUGAGAUAAUCAGAAGAAUGUGAAAAACAAGAU